Messenger RNA from Racocetra persica, 313 nucleotides. NCBI's taxonomy places the organism in Eukaryota, Fungi, Glomeromycota, Glomeromycetes, Diversisporales, Gigasporaceae. The record is from the annotation of a GenBank genome assembly.
AUGACUCCAAAUGAAUAUAUUUCUCAAAAUAAAAAGAAAUAUAUUGACAUCAUUCCCCUAAAUGAAGAGAAUGACUCUAUACUCUCAGAUUAUGCUGACAUUUCUAUAAAAUGCCGCUCUUAUGAACUUGAUCAGCGUCCAGCACUAGAUGAAAUUUUAAAAAAACUUGAAAAUCUAUCUGAGAAGACAACUAUUGAAUUUAUUACAAAUUGCAUUGAUAUAAAGGACCAGAAAACUGCACAGUUAAUAACAAAUUAUUCCGAGCGAUUAGAUUCCUCCAAUAAUAUAACCGAAUGUAUAGAAAUGAAUGAAG